AUGUUUAGCAAGUGCAGAGCUGGCGCACGUCGGAUCUGUCCCGGUCCCACGCACAAACGAACUAUUAAGUACUGCUGAUGAUCUAUAAGAAAAGCACUGCUGGUUGUUGGCUGGCAAGCCAAACGGAGUCAAUUCAGACUUCACUACUGUCUCGAAUGCCAAGUGAUGCAUGUACUGUACAACUUUUUUUUUCCCCUGCAAGAUUGCAAUCCAAACAAGAGCAGCCGCCAGGCCGCUCCAAGCCCAAAAAUAGAACCGACCCGGCGGCUCCGCGAUCGGUUCAAAACGCGCGCCCGCUGCAGAGCGGCGCGAGCGCGCGAAUCGGAUCGCGCCCCCCGCUCACUCCAUUUCCCUCGCCUCCCGAUCGCGAGAAGAGCCGAAGAGGGGCAGCAGCCAGGGCCAAGGCGAGAAGAACUACAAGCGUGGUAGCAGCAACCCCUAUGGCUUGGGCUCAGGAGCAGCGAAUUGAAGAACGUUUUGGUCGGUUUUUGUGCUUCGAUGAGGAUUCGGAAAGUGAGGAUAUAUCACUGGAUGAGUUGGAGGAGGAACUCGAAGAGCACAAGGAUUAUGAUGUACUAAUAACUAUUUUAAGGAAUGGUGAAAAACAACGUGGCAUGGCGACAUUGGUUGAGGGCAACCUAGGCCAUAUUGAAGAAACUCUGAUUCAAGAUUAUAUUGAAGACAACGACAAACUUGCUCUGUUGCAUGAUCAGAUUCAUGAAUGUGACAUUAUUUUGUCACAAAUAGGAUCACUUCUUAGUGGCUUCCAGGCCCAUAUAGGUUCAAUAAGCUGGGAAAUUAGAAGCCUCCAGGUGAAAUCCUUGGAUAUAAGUGCUCAACUGAAGAACCGCAAGUUGGUGGAGACAAAGCUUGCUGCAUUUGUUGAAGAGAUAAUUGCUCCUCCUGGUUUAGUAGAUAUUCUUGUUAAUGGAGAGGUAAAUGAUGGUUAUGCCAGAAGUCUGGAGAUUUUGAGCAAAAAGUUGAAAUUUGUUCAAGUCAACCCACUGAUUAAUGCAUCAAAAGCUUUGAAUGAUAUUACGCAAGAACUGGAAAGGCUUCGACAAAAAGCACUAUCCAAGGUUUCCAGCCACAUUAUCGAGAUUUUCUUUGCUAUGAGAAAGCCUGGAACUAAUAUACAGAUAUUGCAACAAAAUUUGCUUCAGAAACAUAGGUAUCUCGUUGUGUUUCUUAAAGAGCAUGGUUCCGAGACAUAUGGUGAUUUAUGUGCAUCGUAUGUUGAUACAAUGAACAAGGUACUGAGUACAUAUUUUCGUGUGUAUGUAGAAGCACUAGAGAGGCAGAAGCUAGAUAUUGGUGCAUCCAUUGAUUUUAGUGGACAUGAUACUAUCACUGAUAUUAUAGCAAGGGGAAGGGAGCAUUUGAGAGAUCACCGUUUCAUGUUUUCAUUGGGUGAACGUGCAAAUAUUUUGAAGGAGAUCGAUCAACCUGGCUUGGUUCCUCAAGUCAACUCUCGCAAAUAUCCAUAUGAAGUUAUUUACAGGAGCAUUCAGAAGCUUCUGAUGGACACCGCUAGCUCUGAGUAUCUUUUCGUUGAAGCAUUCUUUGGAGACGAGUCACUACUUUAUCAAGUUUUUGAAGGACCUUUUGCUGUUAUUGAUCAUCAUUUGGAUCUUACUCUUACAAAGUGUCAUGAUGCUGUGUGCCUGAUGCUCAUGAUCUGCAUAACUAGGAAGCACCAGCUGGUUAUGUCCAACAGACAGCUUCCUUGUCUUGAGAACUACUUUGAUAAGGCUGUCAUGUAUCUCUGGCCACGAUUCAAGGUAGUGUUUGACAUGUACCUUAGAAGCUCAUAUCAGUGCGAUGCGAAAACGUUUUGGAUAGAUGGUACCCAUCCACACCAUAUUGUAAGGUGCUAUGUGGAGUUCACAGCAUCCCUUGUUCAACUUAAUGCUGAAUGUGGAGACGGUCAGCUUGAUAUGAACUUGGAGCGCUUGCGGUCAGCUAUUGAUGGUCUACUUGUUAGGCUUGCCCAAAAUUUUACAACUCCCAAGCUGCAGCACCUUUUUGUUUUGAAUAAUUAUGACAUGGCCAUCUCUGUCCUCAAGGAAGCUGGCGAUGAAGCCAAAAAUCUGCAAAGAUAUUUUGAAGACAAACUAGAAAGUAACAUGAUGGCUUUUGUGGAUGAUUUGCUCAUGGAACAUUUCAGCGAUUUACUUCGAUUUGUGAGGAGUCGUGUAUCUGAAGACCUGCUAUUUUACACUGAGCACUCAAAUAUUGAUGAACUUGAGCCAGUUGUGAAGAACUUCGCCAUGAAGUGGAGAAGUGCUCUAGAGAUCAUGCACAAUGAAGUUGUAACUUCUUGCAGUAACCUCUUGUCCGGGAUGGCGAUUCUAAAAGCAGCAAUGGCUCAGUUGCUUAAUGACUACAACAGACUCUCAGAAUGUGUGAAAAAAAUCCCAGGGGGUUCAGCUUUAAACAGACAUCUGGUUUCCAUCACCUCAAUUUCAUAUGAGAUCAGGAAAUACUCAAGAGCACUCUAGUUGCUUAUCAUGGGCCUAAGAGAAAUUCUAAACAAAAGGUACGUUUGGUUCAUUGCUUUCCUGAUCUAGAGCUCAGCUGGGCAAGCUCGCCCGCUCCAGCCAUGCUGUGCUUGGCGGGGCUAAUCAUUUGGUUGGAGAUAAACUAGGCGCUUGGGUUUGCCGGUUAAGAGCGAAAUUGGCUCUCCUUCAAAAGCGAGCUUUCUGUUGCAUGGUGAAGCGCGCUCACCCAAGGAAGCGAGAAAUUUUUGGAGGUUCCAAACGUCCAGCCUAGCCUUGCAAGGAUAGUACAGUUUUUGCCGAGGAUUCAAACGCACAAAAGAAAAAUAUCACCAUUGAGACCUUUUUAAACAUUCAACCAAAUAAAUGUCAGCUGUCAGUUUUAGUUUGAUUUGAAAUUAGGUGUUGUCAAUAAAAUAGUUUGAACAUUUAUUUAUUAUGGCUGUCGCUGUUGCUGCUUCUUAUUUUUUAUGUGUAAUUGUACUACCCUCGACAACAGGGACCUACUCAUGGCUUCAUUCCAGAAAAUUAGUGAUUUAAUUUA
Messenger RNA from Panicum virgatum (switchgrass), 3042 nucleotides. Its product is annotated as vacuolar protein sorting-associated protein 52 A-like. The record is from RefSeq and is a predicted model, not a curated record. Gene Ontology annotation, cellular component: GARP complex. Gene Ontology annotation, molecular function: syntaxin binding. The coding region runs from base 78 to 2501 and encodes 807 amino acids. The transcript has 20 exons. Lineage: Eukaryota; Viridiplantae; Streptophyta; Magnoliopsida; Poales; Poaceae. Gene Ontology annotation, biological process: Golgi to vacuole transport; endocytic recycling; retrograde transport, endosome to Golgi.